AUGGCAGUUGAAAUGCCUGAAAGUCAAUUCCGACUGACAGUGUGGAGAGAAUGGGUGUUCCUAUGGUAUGGCCCAUGGUAUGGUGAAGAGAGAUCUGGGGAAUGUCCCCGGAGCCUUCUGCUACAAUCUCUGGCUUCAGAAGCAGUGCUGGCCCCGCGCCCCAAGGCCAGCAGGCAUGUGCACCUGAGAGCGCAUGCGCUGACCCAGUCCGGGUACGUGGUGAAUGUCAUCCGGAAGCUGCGGGUGGGGUGCACCUGCCCUCCAGAAGGCCUCUGCAGACUGAGAACUGACAUCUCCAUCUGUGCCACGGGACCACUGUGCUUCUCCGAGGACAUGGACUUGCUUCCUGAGACUGACCACACGGGACCCAUAUCUGCUCAGACCCAUGGCCCAAUUUCUCGUUACCUUACCCGUCUAAGCAGCCCCAUUGGCCUUCCUGGUACUCCCAGCACUCAUGGCCUCUCAGCAUCCCUGCCUGGCCCCCCACAGCCCUGUCUCCACAUGCAGUGUCAACCUGCAGUCUUUCCCACGCCGGGUCAUGCUGAUGCCAUGGACGCUGUCAUCCAUCGUUUCCCAGAAACUAACAUCCGGGUACCUCAGCAUCUGGGAUUCCGUGUGCAAAUGGCUUCUCAAGUGGAUCAAUGUCUGGAGGUGGAUUUUGGUGACAAUUUUGGGAUUCAAAUGAAGAUCCAAAACAUGUCUGCGGAAAUGACCAUUACCACCUCCCACCAGUAUAGGAAAGUUCUUCUAGAAGGAGUUUAUAUGCUCAAGGCAGUUGUUUAUAAUAAGCGGUAUGAAACUGAAGUGAAGCUUGGACCUUAUUAUGUGGAAGUCAGCCAUGCGGCCAUGUCUGUCUACAUGAAUUCCAGCAGUGUCCACGUGGAUGAAGUUCUUGCUUUUGCUGUUUCCCCCUCAGAUAAGAAAAGUACUGUUGUGAUGCAUCAUUUCCCAUCCAUUUCCUCCUAUAAUGUGUCCUUUACAUCUCAAAGCCUAGUGGGUGACCGUCAGACUUGGUCCAGCGUGACUGUUUGGUAUCAGAUGCAACCUGUCUUUGUCUCCACACGUGGAACUGUGUUUGCUGCAGACACUGACAUCACUUUCACAGCUGUCACCAAGGAAACAACUCGCUUGGAGUUCUUGUGGUACUUUGGAGAUGGUCCACCAGUGAAGACAACUACCAGCUAUGUCAAGAAAAGAUUCAGCAUCCCCAAGUGGUAUCUUGUGAUGGUCAGGGCCUCCAACAGAGUAAGCAGUGUGGUUUCGGAGCCCUGUCACAUCAGAGUACAGAAGAGAAUCGUCGCCAACCGACUGGUAUCCACCUCGUCAGCGCUGGUGAAUGCCAGUGUGACCUUUGAGUGUAGAAUCAACUUUGGCACUGACGUGGCUUAUCUGUGGAACUUUGGCGAUGGUGCUGUCAGCCGGGGGAGCAGCUCCGCCAGUCACAGCUACAGCAGGGAAGGAGAGUUCACCGUGGAGGUCAUUGCUUUCAACAAUGUCAGCACUGCAUCCCUCAGAACGCACCUUUUUAUCGUGCAAGAGUCCUGCCAGCCACCUCCUGUCAAAAAUAUGGGACCCAAAAUAGUCCAGGUGUGGAGACAUCAGCCUGUAAAACUAGCAGUGACAUUUGAGGCUGCUAUCCUCUGUGAUAUUUCCCGUGGCCUUUCCUACACCUGGAGCUUCAAGAACUCUGCAGGGAGGCUGGUACCCUUGCCUCCUGCUGUCAGUACACACAGGCAGACCAUCAUUGUACCCAGCUACUUUCUGGAACCUGGGAACUACACUGCACUGGCUAAGGUCCAGGUGAAAGGCAGCAUCGUGUACAGCAACUACUGUGUGGGAGUGGAGGUGCGUUCCCGGGCCCCUGUCAGCAUGAUUUCUGAGGGCACCCACCUGUUUGUCUCCAGAGCCAGUUCAUCCAAAAUUGUCCUCACGGGGUCACAGUCUUAUGACCCAGACAUCCCUGGAGCUGUUCUCAGGUAUCACUGGAAAUGCACGGUGGCCAGCAUGCUCAGGCACUCCUGCUUUGCACCCUCCACUCCAAGUUGCCUAGACACAAGUGCUCCCACCCUGGUCUUUGCAGCGAACUCUCUCAGUGACAGCUAUGACCAGUUUCUGGUGACACUGACAGUGUCCAGCCAUGACCGAAACUCCUCGGAGGCACAGGUGUUCUUGUCUACCCGCUCGGACCCAAUGUUCAGAUUCAUCCACAUCUCCUGGGUCAACUUUAAGGACAUCUUUGUUAACUGGAAUGAAGAAAUUUCUUUCCAAGCUAACUGUGAAGACUGUGAUGGAAUGUUGAAUCUCUUUUACUCCUGGGACCUCUUUUUAGUCAACGCAACAGAAAAGAAUAGCCUAGAAGUUCCAUUUUGUAGAACCGUGGGACUUCUGGGCUUCUCAGGACUUGGCUCUUUUUCCAAGUUGUCAGAGACACACCUGCUAUUCAAGGAGCCAAACAAGGCAGGUGUCACAGCACUGCCCCCCGGGGAGCUGUUGCCAAAGACACCAGACCAGCCUACCUUUUCAGCUUCAGGGAGCACCCCAGAGAUCGUAGGUGAUUUUGAAGCCUAUUACAGUGAUAUCCAGGAAGCCAUGCCCUCCACAGGAAGACACCCAGGGACCCACCUUGCAGGAUCAGAGCCAAGCAUGAGUGCUGAUGGGGGGCAUGGUGACGGGGAUAACCUUGUGGGCCCCUACCUCCCCACUGUUAGUGCCAGGCCUACGCUGCUGGUCGACUGGCCCAAGUCCCUGCUGGAUCGAGCUGUUUUCCGUGGCUAUUCCACCUCUGGUGUAACGGAGCACGCUGUGACAAUACAGCCACACUCGCUGAGCCCUGGAGAGACGUACGUCCUACAAGCUUCUGUGGCUUCAAAGCACAACUUACUCGGGAAAGCUCAGCUAUACUUGACCGUCAACCAAGCGCCCAGGGAUGUGUCCUGCCAGCUGCAGCCCCCUCAUGGCCUAGAAGCACAUACCAUUUUCAGCAUCUUCUGCAUGUCUGGGAGACCGGACUUUCUUUAUGAGUUUAGUUAUGGGACAGGAAAUACCUCCAAACACACCUUGUACUACGGCAGAGAUACCCAAUAUUACUUUGCACUGCCAGCUGGUGAGCCCGUGGACAACUAUAAAGUCACGGUCUCCAUUCAAAUCACAGACGGCCGAGGCUCCCAGGGGCAGCCCUGCACCGUGGAGGUCACCGUCCUGCCGCGUUUCCAUGGCAACCGCUGCCCAGAUGAGGACGUAUAUAAUUCCAGCCUGAGAAAUCUAUCUACCCUCCAGAUGAUGGGAAGUUAUACAGAAAUCAGGAACUAUAUCAUGAUGAUCACAAAGAUUCUGAGCCGUUGGGCUAAGAAGAACAGAAAUCCAUCCUGUGGUCAAUGGUCACAAAUACAAGAUGCAUUUAUUUCUUCAGUAUGCAGAUUAACUCUAGUAGACCAGGAAGAAAUGAUUGAUUCUAUUCUUAUAUUGAAGGAACUCCUCCAUUUCCCUAAUAAGUUAAGCAUUCGGAGUGCAGUCCUCAUCCUCAAAUACUCCCAAAUGCUGCUAGAGAGAAGCCAGCCUUCAGGAAGUUUUGUGGUAGAUAAAAGGUGGGUGAGUGAGCUCGUCCUCCUCCUAACUGAGAUACUAGAAGUCUCUGACCAAGAGAAAUCAAGGAACGCAGACUUCCUGCAGGCAGAAGGAACUACAGUCAUCUUGAACUUACUGGUAGGCUACCUCUGUUUCAAAAAGGAGCCUGAACUCCACGUCAGCACCAGGCUGAUGGAAGUCCAUGCACAACUUCAUUGUGACCUUCAGAGCUGUGUGCAGAGCGUGGGUUCCGUCCAAGUGCAUUUACCUGCAGACGUGGCCCGGCAGACUGCUGCUGGGACAGAAACGCCGAGCCCAUGCUAUGCCAGCCAGCUCAGGCUCUUCAAGAGGAGUCUGUCUCCAGGGAGAGCAGCACCUGGUCAGCUUGGCCCUGUGGUGGCCCUCUCCUUGCACAGCUGCUCCAGCAGGAAGCCCAUCAGCAACCGGCGGCUGAGGGCGCCCGUGAUGGUGGAGUUCGGGGAGGAAGACAGCCUGGACUCUGAGAGAAAGAAAAACACAUUUGUGUUGCUUCGGGAUAAAGUGAAUUUUCAUCAGUUCACUGGGCAUUCUGAAAAUCCCCUGGAAUCUCUACAGAUAAUGAUAGAAUUUUCUAAGCCUAUUGCCAAAGCUUUCCCAGUCUUGUUGUUGGUAAGAUUCUCUGAAAAGCCUACCCCUUCUAACUGUCUUGUGAAACAGACCUACUUUUGGGAUGAGAGCACUGUACAUAUUUAUCUACCUGCUGUUUCACAGAAAGAUACCAACUUGGGAUAUUUAUCCUUACUUGAUGCUGACUAUGACAGAAAACCUCCAAACAAAUAUUUUACUAAAUCAGUGAACUAUACAGUACAUUUCCAGUGGAUCCAAUGCCUGUUUUGGGAUAUGAAGGAGUGGAAAUCUGGGAGGUUCUCUCCACAACCAGGAACUUUUCCAGGAAAAGUGAACUGCAGCUAUGAUCACCUGGCCACAUUUGCUGUUUUAAGGAGAAAGCUGAACGCCAGCUUUGAAAUGAGCGACGUUUCCAAGUUCCAGAGGCACCCAGAAAAUCUGCUUCCUGGCAUUUUUGUGGUGGUUCUUGUAAUUCUUUAUGCAUUUUUGGUGACUAAAAGCAGAUGUGUAGAUGAUCGAGAAAAAAAGAAAAUUGGUUACAUUUUUCUGCAAGGGAACACUCCACCCAGCCACCAGCUGUAUGCAGUGGUCGUUGACACAGGCUUCCGGGCUCCCUCCCGCUUUAGUGCAAAGGUUUACAUUGUUUUCUGUGGAGAAAAUGGACUUUCCGAACCCAAAGAACUCUGUUGUCCAGAGAAGCCCCUGUUUGAAAGCAAUUCCAGACACACCUUUAUCCUGAGUGCACCGGCAAGGCUGGGCCCUCUCCAGAAGAUCCGGCUCUGGCAUGACAGCCGUGGGCCUUCUCCUGCCUGGUACGUCAGCCACGUGAUGGUGAAGGAGCUGUGCUCACAAGCGGGACAGAGCUGGUUCUUCCCUGCCGAGUGCUGGCUCGCAGCUAGCAGGGGAUGGUCACGGGAACUCACCUGCCUGUGCAGGGGCCCAGGCUUCCGGAAGCUUUUGUAUUCAAAGUUCACAGAAUACCUGGAGGACUUCCACACCUGGGUUUCCGUGUACAGUCGUCCCUCCUCCAGCGGCUUCCUGCACACACCGCGCCUCACUGUGGCCCUCACCUUGCUUUGCUCAUAUGCCUGUCUCGCUGCUCUAGUCACGGCUGUGGGACAAGACCAGCUCCUGAGGGGUGUGGACCCCACCCAUAUCACUCUCGGAUCCUUCCAGAUGAGUUUUCUGUGCACCCUCCUGGCUUCUCCAGGGGCCCAGCUCUUGUCAUUGCUCUUCAGGCUCAGCAAGGAAACAACCAAGCCUUCCCGAGCUCGGCCACCCGUACCCUUGAGAGAAGUGCAGACAGAGGUAGCUGUGGACCCUAACUCCCAGAGAAGGAUGCCAGGUGCACAGAAGACACAUGAGCAAGACCCAUUAGCCAUUCUUUCUGAGAGGACCAGGGCCUGGAGGAGGGUGACCAGUGGUGAUGAAGAAGGUUGUCUGCCCCCCGAGUUGGAGGUCUGUGAGGCUGACCUUCGCCGGCAGACCCUGAGGGAAAAGAGUGAUCGUGACAUUCCUGGUUCAUGCCGUGGCAUUGGUGCCCCUGGUGGUGACUUUGAAGGACACGCCGUGCACUGGUGGCCGAAGGCACCUCUGCCUUGGUCAGGCUCCGCUGCCUGGGCCAUUUGUGGGACAGUGACAGUUGUCUGUGGCCUGGGGACAGGCUUUCUCGGAUACAGGUUUGACUCAGCACAGUGUGUCCAGUGGCUGUACCUGCUGAUCGUCUCCGUGGUCUGCUGUGUUCUACUCACCCAGCCGCUCAUGAUAGGUAUCGUGGCUUUGGGCUUUGCUUGGAAAAGGAAAAAUGACAAGCACUUUUUCACUGCAUCUUUGCAUGCUGCUACCAAGGAUCUAGACACUGAACUCGAAGGACCCCGUGGGACCUUCAGCACUCUGUCUUCGAGCUGUAGAGUUCCCAACUGGGCCAGCGAGAUUGAAAACGUCUUGGAUGCCCGACACCAAGCACGUCGCCUGCGUUGGGCAUGUCCACCUUCCACAGCCCAGCUCAAAGUCAUCAAGGCGAGGAUGAGAAGAAAGAUGAGAACACGAGUAAUACUAAGAGACAUCCCUAUGCACAUCUUCAUGCUGCUGCUGCUUUUGUUUAUAGUGUAUGGAAAAUUCUCUCAGGAUGAAUAUUCUCUCAAUCAAGCUAUCAGGAAUGAAUUUGCAUGCUCCUCGGGCGAGCUGAGAAGCGUGGAUGACUGGUGGCGCUGGAGUCUGGGCACGCUGCUGGACGGCCUGUACCGGGAAAUCUCUGCGGCCAGCGCUGCGCAUGCGCAGGUGGGCUUUCCGGCUCCUCAGGCUGGUGUCACCAUGCAAAAGCUGCAUGGGCUGAAACCUGCAGCCCUAGGAGGAAAGUGCUACCAACUCGGCCCUUUGGUCAUUAAACAGCUAAAAGUUCUUCCUGGUAGCUCAUGUGAGCUUCCCAAUCCAUUUUCAGCAUUUACUGAGGACUCGCUUCCUACAUUUAGAGGCUCUGAAACCUCUUCCUCCAUGGACGCAGAGAUCCAGAGAGUGGCCUCAAGCAGCUGCAGGGAGACCUGUGAGCUCAGCUUGGGCAGCACAAGACCCACAGUGCGCGAGGCCCUGACAAAACUCAGGGCUAGCAGAUGGAUGGAUCACAGCACCAGGGCGGUGUCACUGCACUUCUCCCUCUAUAAUCCUCCUACCCGGCUCUUCUCAAGUGUGUCCCUGAGUGCAGAAGUGCUCCCCACAGGGGGGCUCACCCUGUCAUCCAUGGUGGAGUCCUUCAUGGUCUUCUACAGUGACUCGGCCCAAUGGUACCACCUCCUGCUCCCUGAGCUGAUCUUGCUUGUGCUCUGCCUGAUUCACUUCACUUUCCAAUUCUACAUCAUAACUGAGAAGGGCUUCCUCAGAUAUUGGCGAAAACCAAGGAACUGGCUGGAGGUCUCCAUAGUUGGGGUCAGCCUCGCCUACUACUUAGCCUGGAGCCACCUGGUUAAUCUUGCAGGGGAAGUGAAGGACCAGAUCCAGAAAGGAGUUUUUCAAGGGUUUAUGGACCUUAGUCAUAUAGCAUCAUGGAAUCAGAAGGUGAGAUGGCUCCAGGGAAUCCUCUCAUUCUUCUUGAUAUUGAAAUGCACUUGUCUUCUCGGCAUUCAAUGCACAUUGACUCCCUGCUCCUUCAUGAGACGCUGCUCGUUCUCCAGCAUCUUCACACCAGUGCUGGUGGGCGUCCUGAUGUUAGCUUCCCUCUCACACCUACAUGGAUUUCUGCUCUUCACCUGGAUCCUGCCAUCUGGAAGCUUCUCAGACUCCUUCCACGGCCUGCUGUUUCCUUUUCCAGGAAGAAGUCAAAGUGAUACCUUCCAUGGCCUUUCCCAAUCUAGCCAGCAAACCAUGGCUUGGUGCUACUGGGUCAUUUUUAUAGUACUGACCACUUUGUGGUUUGGAAUGCUGAGGGGUUCCCUCAUGAUUUUUGCCCAAAAAAGAAAAACUUUUCAAAGAAAUUUUCUUGUGAGCCUCAAAGAUGUGACUACCUACAUGUGGAGGAAGGCGCUCAUCCUUCUGGGAUUAAGAAGGCCUGAGGUGGAAGAGGCUGAGGUGACUGAAAAUCAUAGUUAUUAUCUGGAUGAAUUUGCAGAUCUACUAGAUGAACUUCUGUUGAAGAUUAAUGGCUUGUCUGACAGCCUACAACUCCCUCUUCUAGAACAACAAUCUUAUGAUACAUUGAAGUCCAGGGAAGAAGAUAAUCCCUUGGUGGGUGUUUCUGUUACCAGAAUAAGCAAGUGA
Condylura cristata (star-nosed mole) is the source of this 7920-nucleotide messenger RNA. RefSeq names its product polycystic kidney disease 1 like 1 (gene PKD1L1). Gene Ontology annotation, molecular function: protein binding; calcium channel activity. The transcript is spliced from 52 exons. Gene Ontology annotation, biological process: detection of mechanical stimulus. NCBI's taxonomy places the organism in Eukaryota, Metazoa, Chordata, Mammalia, Eulipotyphla, Talpidae. Gene Ontology annotation, cellular component: membrane. The record is from RefSeq and is a predicted model, not a curated record. Bases 1 to 7920 code for a protein of 2639 amino acids.